UAAAUAGCUAGAACCCUGCUCGGACCGAACUAUCCAGUUGCCAGGACGACGAACUGGAUACAGAAGUGACGGCUCCUGGAUCCGGAAGAACUUCUUGCUUCAUCGGAAUCGGUACCAACGGACGCUAAAAUCUUUCUACUGCUUCAAAACAGGUGACCAGUUGACCUUUAUGAUGGCGACCACCAUUAGAUUUGGAAGCGCCUGCGGCCCGUGCGGGACGUCUACGUCUGAAAGGGCGACCGUGGCAGAGGAACAUGAUAAGGGAAACUGUGACCCGGAGAAACUCCUGCAGUGCCCCUAUGACAAGAACCACCAGAUCCGGUCCUGCCGCUUCCCCUACCACAUUAUAAAGUGCAGGAAGAAUCAUCCACAGCUUGCCAAGGAACUGAAAACCUGCCCUUUCAAUGCUCGCCACCUGGUCCACAAGCAUGAGCUGGCGCGCCACAUUGAGGCCUGUGAGGACAGGAUCUCUUUGGACCCUCAGGAUGAUGAAUCCUCAAAUAGACGUUCUAAGUGGCCUGUGACCUGCAGUACUUGGGUUAACCCACACACGACUGAGAACUGGGACAACGAAGUUGAUGAGUAUGCUGCUCCAUUUGUGUGGGGUACCAGCACCACUUUGACUCAAGAACUGGACACGAGGCCGGUCAACGAUCUUGGUAUUCGAGCACCCAAUACCCUCCCAUGGUGUGCUUUGGACCAGAACCGUAAUUAGUGCUUCGUGUACAUAGGCACAAAUUAUAUAAGUCCAUAAUGUAGGUUUUGGUUUUUCUAGUGCAUUUAGACAUUUUUUUAAUUGAACUUUGCUCAAUUGUGAAGUCCUGUUUAACUUUUUUGAAGUCUUGUUAACUGACUUGGCACAUUUCUAUAAUUAGAUAGUUAUUGCGAUUGCUGUUUGUUUGUGUGUGUAUAUGUAUAUAUAUAUGUAUGUAUAU
Messenger RNA from Betta splendens (Siamese fighting fish), 935 nucleotides. RefSeq lists its product as uncharacterized. The coding region runs from base 170 to 715 and encodes 181 amino acids. Lineage: Eukaryota; Metazoa; Chordata; Actinopteri; Anabantiformes; Osphronemidae. The record is from RefSeq and is a predicted model, not a curated record. The transcript is spliced from 7 exons.